Molecule: messenger RNA, 1444 nt
Organism: Anarrhichthys ocellatus (wolf-eel)
Lineage: Eukaryota; Metazoa; Chordata; Actinopteri; Perciformes; Anarhichadidae
Product: 2-oxoglutarate receptor 1
Exons: 2
Coding region: 54-1028 (324 amino acids)
Biological process (GO): G protein-coupled receptor signaling pathway
Cellular component (GO): plasma membrane
Molecular function (GO): G protein-coupled receptor activity
Source: RefSeq, a predicted model, not a curated record
AGAGACUCUGAGGUCUUGGAGUGAGCGCCGACGAGGACACUGUAGCUCAAACCAUGGAACAUAGCAACUGCACCGACGUGGACCGACUGAUGACACGCUACUUCCUGCCCGUCACCUACGCCAUCAUCUUCAUCGUGGGCCUGGUGGGCAACGUGACCGCCAUUUGCAUUUACGUGACGAAGCUGCGCCCCUGGAGGAGCAGCAGCAUCAUCAUGGUCAACCUGGCGCUGACCGACCUCCUCUACGUCCUCAGCAUGCCCUUCCUGGUCCACUACUACAGCACCGGGGACUGGACGCUCGGCGACUUCAUGUGCCGCUUUGUGCGCUUCGGGUUUCACUUCAACCUGUACGGAAGCGUCCUCUUCCUGACGUGUCUCGCGGUUUUCCGCUACGUGGUGGUGACCAAGCCCCUGAGGGCGGCGCAUGUGCAGCAGAAGUUUUGGGGCAUAAUCGCGUGUGCGGCCGUCUGGUUCAUCGCCGCUGCCGAAAUCGCGCCCAUGUUGUCGUUGAUAUCCCUGGAGAAGCGCGACAACGAGACUCACUGCUUAGACUUUGCUAGCACCAUACCCGUCGACGACGUGCGGUGGUACGGCUGGCUGCUCACUGCGAUCGGGUUUUUCCUCCCUCUGGUGGUGGUGUUCCUGUGCUACAUCGGCAUCGUGAAACAGCUAGCGAGAGGGCCCUACACGAGCAGCCCGUGUCGGGUGCGAGCGCGCCGCGUGACCGUGCUGAUCCUGGUGGUGUUCGUGGUGUGCUUCCUGCCGUAUCACGUCUUGCGCGUGUUGCGGAUCGAAACCCGAAAGAACGCGGAGCACACGGCAUGCUUGGUGGACCGUAUCGUGCGUGCAGCGUACACCGUCUCCAGGCCUCUGGCGGGACUCAACACGUUUUUCAACCUGGUUUUGUACACUCUCUCAGGUGACAAGUUCAGGAGGGCCUUCCUCAGCACUUUCUACUGGGACUACAGGCGCACCAAGGCCAAGUCGCUGAUCCACGUGGCCAUCAGCAGCUACACGCCUCCCGCGUGACAGACGACUGUCCACAAUGCGGGGAACGCUGCACAAAAGCCGUGGUUUCUUCAUUGCGUACUUCCCAGAGACAACAAAUGGUUUUGUGUGCCAACCACAGAAAUGUAAAUAGAAGUGACUCAAGGUUAAAGUUGGCAGAAGUGCAUUAGACCUUUGUCUACACCCAAGAAUAACUUACCUGACUAACAAUGUAAUGGAUUCUUUUGUUUGCAGCCACGAAUAUAGUCUUAGUUAUAGAAGGUUUCAAUUUCCUUUUUCACAUUUCCGGUCAGUUUUCCUAGAAGAUAAGGUGGAACCGUUUUAGAACAUGUUGUAUAUUACACCAAAGGGGCAUUUCAUAUUUAAACUACAAUGGCAUUUCUUAGUGUACUACACCACACUUGUUUACUGCAUGAUUGGCAUGUUAAAAUAAAAAU